Cyclospora cayetanensis is the source of this 777-nucleotide messenger RNA. RefSeq lists its product as uncharacterized. The transcript is spliced from 3 exons. The record is from RefSeq and is a predicted model, not a curated record. NCBI's taxonomy places the organism in Eukaryota, Apicomplexa, Conoidasida, Eucoccidiorida, Eimeriidae. Gene Ontology annotation, molecular function: aminoacyl-tRNA deacylase activity. The coding region runs from base 1 to 777 and encodes 258 amino acids.
AUGACGCUCGCGUCUGAGGGUGUGGAUGCGAAUGUGGAAUCCCUUGGGGGUCCCCCAAAGGAUGUAGUGCCCUCCGAGCCAGAAGGUGAAGAGAACGGCGAAUACGAUAUGGAGCAUUCUCUUCUUCAAGAGGAGCGUAUGCGGGCCUACUUUGCAGCCGAUGCCGAGGCGCCUGCUGCUGCCGCGGCUGCACAAGCAGCAUGCGUCAUUUCGGCAGCAACUGGACAAGAGAUCACCCUCCCAGAAGACGUACUGGCAGGGAAAGUGCCUUAUAAAUGCGCUUUUCGCGUUUACAGGAUUAACCCCAAGCCGUAUUACAGCGUUCAAACCCUGGAGGAAAGACUGCCGAUGCUUGGCGCCGCGUCUGUCGAUCAGUUGUGCAAAACAAUUGUCAUGGAAAACACCAAGCACUCUGGCACUGAGGACCGGUUGAACAGUCGCUUCUACUUGGUGGUGCUGCAAACGAAGGAAAAGCUGAACGGGGAAAGAGUGAAAGAUCUUAUCAAGGCAGAAAACGCAAAGAUCGGUCGCCGUCUUGGCAACAAGAAAUUGAAUUUUAAUUUUUCGAGGUCUUUCGAGUCUUUGACAGGCUUCAAAAGGAAUGGUGUCUGCCCCUUCGCAUGCAAAACCCACAUCCCCGUAAUCGUCUCUACGUCUGUUCUGUCUCUGUACCCUAAAACUAUUUACAUGGGGGGCGGAGCUCCCGAUCUAAAAAUUGAAAUCAGCAUCAUCGACCUCGUCAGGCUCACAAACCCCAUCAUUGGUGUAGUGUGCUAA